GGUGACGUCAGGCCGCUCGCCGUGACGCGUGCGCUCAGCGCGGAGCAGAACCGGCCCGCCCGGGGAGGGAACCGCGCUCCGUGAGGGAAGCGAGCCGGCGGCCGCGAGUUUCUGGAAUAUUUGGAAGAUGGGCAAGGUGUGUGCUGUCUUUGGAGGAUCCCGUGGGAUAGGCAGAGCUGUGGCAGAGCUCCUGGCGCACAAGGGCUGCCGCCUGGCCAUCCUUGCUAGGAACCUGGACGUGGCCCAGAGCACUGCCCGUCACCUUGGGGCAGGACAUCUGGCACUUAGCUGUGAUGUAUCCAGUGAACAAGAAGUCCAAAAGGCUUUUGAGGAGAUGCAGAGGAAUUUGGGUCCUAUUAACUACUUGGUUAAUGCAGCUGGGAUCAACAGGGAUGGUUUGCUACUGAGAACCAAGACUGAAGAUAUGAUAGCCCAGAUUCACACAAACCUUUUGGGGACAAUGUUGACAUGCAAGGCUGCGCUAAAGGUCAUGAUUCAGCAGCAGGGAGGUGCUAUUGUCAAUGUAGGGAGUAUUGUAGGACUUAAAGGCAACUCUGGUCAGAGUGUGUAUAGUGCUACCAAAGCAGGAUUAGUUGGAUUUUCACGCUCUCUUGCUAAAGAAGUAGCAAAAAAGCAAAUUCGAGUCAAUGUUGUUGCUCCAGGCUUUAUUCACACAGAGAUGACAGCUCAUUUGGAAGAAGAUCAGCUGAAGAAAGCAAUUCCCCUUGGAAGAUUUGGAGAGCCUCAUGAAGUUGCACAAGCUGUUGUCUUUCUUCUAGAGUCCCCAUAUAUUACAGGGAGUGUUCUGGUUGUAGAUGGAGGCUUGCAGCUUAUGACCUAAGUACUGCCUUGAAUAAAGGACUGCUUCAAUGUCAUGAUGCUAUGAAUGUGGUUCAGGACCUUCACUUCUUAGCUCUGGUGUUCAUUGCAUCAUGAUCCAGAUGUUGAUUCAGCUUUUGAAAUUGCUUCCCAUCUUGGCACACACCACAAUACAGAAAGAAGAGAUCUCACUGAUGAUAACUGUGGCUUUAAAGUUGGAGAUUUUCUUCCUUUGUGCAGCUGAGAAAUUUUGUCUUUGUGCCAGAAAACAAUACAUGUUCAAGCUUCUUGCAGGUAUGUAUUGAGAAAUAAUACAAGGAGUACUUGUAUGAUCAGGAGAUUUUACAGUUGGUUGUGCUACUCACUUUGGAAUAUAAAAUACCAUAGAAGUAAUCCGUCCAGGACUCCUUAUCUUCCUGUUAUCGCUGUUAUGUGUCAUAUGUGUCUUUGCACCAAAAAUAUAAUUGCUAAUUAUGUUUUUCCUUGAUAGAAGGAGUUGGCCAGAGAUGAUGUGAAUUUUUCCAAGGGCACUGAAGGUGAGGAAGGACAGCUGGUACAUUUUCACUAGUCAAGUAGGAAUAUGUCAGUGACUUGGCUGCUGCCCAUACCUGCCCUUGGUCUUUUACAAACAAACCCUGUGUGACAUUUCUUGACUAAAAGCCAAACCUAAGAAACUAGAAAUAAUUUUCUUUUAGUAAGUUCUGACCCUAAUUAUUACUAUUAUCCUUUUUUUGGGGGGUAAGGGAGUUGUUAAAUAAGUUAUUAGCAAUUGAAUUUUUAGUUUAUAUUUGUGAUUAAAACCUGAAAUAAUUCUGUCAGAAGAAUCUCAGCAUGCCACAGAGUAAUUUCUUUAAGAAGUUCCAGUACAUACUAUGUUUUUAUUAUUGCUGUUGCCAUAGGGCCAGACUGAAGUGUUGGUAGCUUUAAAUCACACUUUUAAAAAGCUUCCCCCCCCCAUCCCCCCACCCCUUUCUUUGAACUGGUAAAUUAGAACAGAAAACUGGUUAACUUGAUGCUGGGUCUGUCUGGCCUGGUGUGAUGUCCUGGACAGGGGAUGUAGGGACUGUGCAGGGUAGGUGACAGAUCAGCUGUGUGUCUCCUUAGAAGACUCUGGUACCUCCAGCAGUUUGUGACUGGGAUAUUUGAAGCCACCAGUGUGCAGCUCUGCUUGAGGCCUGCAGGCAUUAGAAACAGCCCUCAGGUGCUCUCUCUGUGUUGCUUUUGAAUUUGUAGACUUCUUAUCUUAUCCUGCCUGCCUUAGUUGUUUCUGUUUUGUACUGAAGAGUCAUAUUUCUUUUAAUUACUUGUUGCUGGAGAGCUCUUUUGUAUCUUAAAUUGUCUUUGUUGAACUUUGCUUUACUCUUCCAGUUUUUCAAGGAGGGAUCACCAGGUAGAACUUCUUGCAGAAUUCACUGUGGAUCUAUUUUAAAAAAUGAAAUUAUUUUAUGUUUUAUUUUAUACUGUUUCCAAAAAUGAUGCCUAGGUGUUUUGCUUUUUCCUAACCUUUGCACUUAUAUUUUCAGAACCGUAACUCAGUCCUGAAUAAUUAACGGUCAACUUGGAGUUAAUUUCCAUAUAUAUGUGCAAAAGUCUGAAUUUUUGUAUUUUUUUCAGCAUGAAUUGUUCUCAAAUAUCUACAGUGAGUUUGGUUUUCCUGAUUUUAACACCUAUUUCCUCGGUGAAAUCAUUCUGCAAUUUUCAAAUUCCUUUAUCUCUUUAUUACUUUAACUUAGUGUUACUGGAAUACACUGUGGCAUUCAGAAACUGCUGUCUCAGAACCCUUAGAAAUAGGUUGUACUUUGCCUUCCCCUACAGAGGAACUGUGGUAUUUUAUUGGCACUGCACAUCCUUAGGGGAGAACAACUGCUGAUUCACACCCUUUGUCUUCUAUCUUUAAACAAUGUACUGAUAUGACAACUUCUUUUGGCAGCACAGCAUCUUUAAUAGUUUUUGGCAAGGGACUGUGUCAGAUGCCUUUUAGAAUUUCAAGUAUUCACCAUUAUUAGAUCUCCAUACUCUCAUCUCUUUUAAGUUCUUUUUUAGAAGAACUCUAAAAUGUUUAUCAAACAUGACUUUCAUUUGCAAAAGCUACUCUAUAUGUUUAUCCUGUUGUUUUCCUUGACUUUAGAACAAUUUCUGGCACUUUGCUAUGUACAGAAAAAUAGAUUUGGGCUUUAAUUCCUUGGGUCCCUGUGGAAUCUCUUCUCAAAAAACAAGUGGCCCUUCCACCCACUAAUAUCACAAGAACUUGCUGUCACGUUUGCCAGCUUCCGGUCACUCGAGGCAGGUUUCACUCAGAAGUUUCCCACUGCAGUUACUUGGUUUCUGUUAGAACUGGGGAGUGAAAGCCUCAUCUUUCCCCUUUGUCACUUUCCUCUGUAACCUCUCCCAGUGUAAAGGAAGGUGUAAAACCUCCAACAAGGUGCCUCUAGAAGUUCUCCUCGAGUUCCUCCAUGGUACCAAAAACUGAUCAUAGGGAUUUGUUCAGAGUCUGGGGAUUUUUUUUUCCUCAGUAGGUUUUCCUUCCCUGAGCACUUUGCUUUUUAUUUGAUCAUCUGCUUGCCUUCUUCAGGCAUAGUUCCUGUUCCUGAGGUGUCAGUGCGCUUUUGCAGAUUAUUCCUCUGAACUCUAUCUGGCUGUAAAUGUUACAUUCAUUGACUGAUUAAAUUUGACUCCUAAAGCUAGAUUGCUGGUUUUACAAAGGUUGAUGUUUACAUGCUAGGAGCUUCUCCCUUUCCACAAUAAUUUGAUGUGUGUAUUUAAAAUCGUUGUACUGAAGUUCAGUACAUUCAAUCUUGCUGUUGUUAUUGGGCUACAUCUUAAUUUUAACUUGUCUUUUUGGCUUAAUUUAAAUAUUUUAUUAUAUGUUGCUUAUUUUUUAUGGAAGUCUGUGGUAGUGGACUUCUGUCUUUAUUAAAAACUUGGUCAAUAGAAAUAAAAGUGAAAUAAAUGCAGAAAUAAAAGUCACCAUUAAAAAAAAAUCACUAUUUGAAAGUAGCAUUUUGGCUCAGGCUGGGUGACCACAGCCAGAGUUGGGUGGCCCUGAUCAGUUGCAUGAAAAAGAAUAUAUUAAAACAGUGAUCUUGGCCUCUUCAGUGUGACAUUUAUCCAACAUGCUCAUGAUUGCUGUCUGUCAGCACAGUUACAUUGCUGACCUUAGACAUCUCAGAUGUCAUAGCUAUGGCCACACAUAUCCAUCUUAAAGGUGGGAGUACCAAUAUCAUCUAAUAAAAGAGUUUACCUUGCUAGGUUUGGAAAUUCAAUCCAUGUUUGACUGGAUUUAAUAUGUUGAUAUUUAUUUUUAUGACUCUUCUAUAUGUUUUGUAUCAAUAUCUUUUUUAUCUUACAUCCAUCAUAUUUCUGCUAUGUCUGUUUUGUCACCGUCCUUGAUUAAAAGCAGACAUCUGGGCUUUACAUCUUGUGCUGCUGGCAUUUAUGCCAAGCUGUAUAUGAAUGUUUGGGGUUUUCUACAUAUGGGUGUUUGUGAGUCAGACUGCACUUGACUGACUUAAAAUGAUUACUCAAUUGAAUUUUUAAAACUUCAGUGCACUAUCAUAUUAGAUAUAGUUUCUGUGAUUCCAUUCCUAAUGGAAAUGAGAGAAUGUGCUCUUAUCCAUCUGAUGUUUCUUCACCUGCUAUGUUGCUUUAAAAUCUCCUACAAUCUCUUAAAUAUAAGUAUCUUUUUCCCUCUUUUUAUCCUUAAGAAUAGAGUAUUUUCUGGAUUCCCACUACUCCAUGUUUCUGCAGUUUCUAAAGAAUCUGUAGUCCUGUUCUUAGAACUGUUUUUUCAGGCAUACAUUGGAACUUUGCCUCAUCCACCUAGUUUUGGGAGCAUUUAAAGAAGGCUGCAGUGCAAAUCUGGUAUUUAACUUACUCUGUGUUUUAUUCCACAUCUUUUCUCCUGCCCCACCCCAUCUCUCUGGUUUGUACAUGACCUUUCACUACCACCACAGGAUUUGUAAAGUGACCAUCAAGGCAGGUUUUGAGGGUGGUUGCUUUUGCAGCUGUCAUUUAAUUCAGCAUGCAGUCCUCUUACAAUGCAACCCUCUUUCUGACUCACCCAUAAUGAUUGCUUUGAGUUUUUACUCAGCUGGGUUCCUGCUUCAGAGAGGAUAUCCUUACUAAAAGAAGGUUACACUGUCAUUUCUGUGACCUGCCUUGUCACUACCAAGUUAGGAAACCUAAAAUUGUUCCUCUGUUGGCUUUGAGUUUGGUUCAGUUCAAAGUUCAUAGGUAGUGUGGUUUGCACGUUCUGGGGUUUAGUUGAAGCACAUUGUAGACCUAGAAAGUUAACAGUUUUGUAUGUCUUCUCUGCAUUCUUCUAAUCUUUGGGAAGAUGAUGGACUACUCUUCUUCAUCUUUUUUCCUAGGCAGGACAGUGGAGCCUUACUUCUGCUUAUCUCUCAAGAAAUAUGUUUGUAACUUAGAAUUUGCUGUAGUGAGCUCACUGGCUAACACAAACAGUCUUUUCUUGCUCUUGAGGCAUCUGUUGCAAUGGAUGGGCUGGAUGGGCUCUGAGCAACCUGGUCUAGUGGGAGGUGUCCCUGCCCAUGGCAGGGGACUUGGAACUAGAUAAUCUUUAGGGUUCCUUCCAACCCAAGCCAUCUGUGAUUAUUGUCAGUAAAAUUCUGUAGCAGGACACAUAAAAUGUUCAUGAGGUGGUUUUGGUUUGGGAUUUUUUUAAAAUAUUGCAGCUGUAAGGAGGAGCUCUGGUGGUGAACAGCUUUUGCAGACUGUGGUAACAGAAGUAUAUAUUGUUGGCUGAGGUGGUGCAUGCUGAGUGAGGUAGGGUUGUAUCCCAUGAAGAGAUUUCACUGUGGCCUCCUGAGGGCAGUCUAUCCUAAGGCAUUAUUGUAUUGGUGAUGACUUGGUGAGUAAGCCUGUAUUGUUUUAGGGAAGUGGAGUUGCCUGUGUAGAUGCAAAGCUGAUGUUGGCAUCCCUGUUACUGGGUUUGUAAAAUCCUGUUCCAUGUAUCCUGAGCUGCUGGGGGUUGUAAAGCAUGACUUUUAAAGAUGGAAAGGAUUUCAUACUGAGAUCAGUGAAAUUUGGAUAGGAAGUGGAUAUCUUAAUCCCAGCCUGCAAAAUCUCUUUGUUAUAUCAGUACCUACAGUUAAAUAUACAUUGUAAUGAUUAUUUAUUGCUGUUAGACAAAUUUUCCUACUUUCAUGUGUUGCACAGUGUGAGGUUGUAUUACAUGACCUGGAAUUGUAUAUUGGCUGUUGCAAUUAUGCAACUUACUUUUUUGGAAGAACAGUGUAGUUCAUUUAAGUAAAGCAAAUGAAAAAUGAACUCCUCAAGUCCAGGUGCUCCCACUUGAUUCAGUUAAUCAGUGUUUGAAAAGACAGGUCAAGUGUAGUUGUGGAGAGAAGUCAUUGGCUAUGCUUAGUGCCUGAAGAAGUAAGAGCUCUGCUAAGUCCCAAGUUAUAUUUGAUUUUCACACACACAUUGUGUCCAAUUUCAGAUCAUAUGCUAAAGGCUUCAUUUUGCUGUAGAUAUGUCUGUUAGUAAAAAAAUGCUACCUGUACCUUGCCAAACACCUUUGGAUCAGCACGUCUAUAAUCACAACUGGUCUGGUAUUUUUAUGGUUUUAUUUUUUAUUUUUAUUUUUUUUAACAACUCGUAUCUGGUAAGGUCUGGGAUAUGUUUUGUUCAUGGUAUAUAACAAAACUGCCAGUUCAAAUGUGUUGGUAUCAAAUGCAGUGGGACAGCACCCAAGUACAAGCCACCAAAGCUUCCUUGGUACCAUUACACACACACUAGGGCAGUGUCAGUGGGAGCGUGGGGGGCAGAUGUCACUGAACAAAUGGAGUUGUGUGGGUGUUCCUCACCAUUUCCCAGGCUGCUGGCUGAUGGUACUGAGGUGCCCUUGCAUGUGCAGUGUGCUGAUGAGUUUGAAAUUGCUGCAUGAUUUUGAACAGUUUGUUUAAGAGUAAGUGCAAAAUGAUUAUAUGGUAUUGCUGAAGCUUGUUAGUGAAGCAGUUUGAUGUUUUGUGAAUUCUGACUUGCAGAUCUCCCAGCUCAGUAUUUUUAAUGCUGAAUGCACUCAACUGCUUGUUCCAGCUCUGUGCUAGAGGCUGUACUGUCAACACUUGGAUGCCAGUGAUCUGUUAAAAGCUCUCAGUUGCAGUGUUCCUCUCAGUAUGAGCUUUAUAUGAUCUUUUUAAUUCUGAUCCUCUCAGUAUGACCUUUUAUCCUAGUUUUUCAGAUAGUUGGUAAAUUUCUACUACAGACUUCCUACAACUGUAAAGAGGGAAUAUAGUAAUUUCUCAUGUUUUGUAUAGAUGUCAUUUAGUGUGCAUGUAUGAGUUUUGAUGGUGAGAUGUCCCUGUCAGCAGCAGACUGGAACUGCAUCCAUUCUUUGCAGGCUCUUGUAGCUGUGUUGUUGGAAUGCAUAUAUAGAACAGAGAGCAGCUAUAAAUUUAUAGUUCACCUUAAUUUUCAGGACAGCAACAUGGGAGAGGUCCUUAAUUCACAAUAGAUUACAGGUGUGGUUCCUGUUGUAUAGCAAGUCUUAUCUUAUUUUCAGCACCUUUUGCAGUAGCUCAGAAAGGUCCUGUUCGGCAGUCUGGGUUUUGUAGCCUCAGUUCUCUACACUCUAUGAUGUCUGGGCCAAGAGUUGUCCAAAAAAGCUUGAUGACAAUAUGUUUCCCUGGAACUGUGUUGUUAAGCACACAGGAGAAAAGUCCUAACAUAAUCCAUUUGGUGUGAUGAGAUUUGUGGAGCUCCUGUAAGUGCUGUAAUCAUUCUGUGCAAUGGCCAUGUACUGUUACUUUUUUCUGCUUUCUUGUUCUGCAGCUGUUUCUGGACCAUGUAUGCUAUUGCAGAACUAGAAAGUGAUAGCAGUUACAAGACUUGGCCAGUCCCCAGGGUUACCUAUUACACUGCAGUUGUUUUAUAAAGCACAAAAUUUCUCCUUCUAGGUGGUGUUGGAGUUCAUCUCCAUCUGUAUGGCUGCUGAAAUAAUUUCUGUGCAGAUCCUGCCGCUCCUUGUCUGGCUUUUGUGCUCUAGAUGUGACUGAGCAUUAUGUUCCAAACACAUUUUAAGUAGAGAUGCAGUGCAGUGUUAGAUAAUUUUAUGUUUUAAUUACUUCUGUUAAAGAAUGCAAAAUGGCCUAAUUUUGAAUUAGAGUUGCAAGCUUUAGGACAAGUCAAAGAAUACUGUGUGCUGUCUGGAAUACAUUGUACAUUCCUUGGGGCAGGAACUGUGUUUCCAUCUGCCUGAUGUGUUUCACGUGCUCAUAUUUCUGUUCAAACAGAAAAUCUGUGCAGAGGGAAGGCUGUUUCUUUUAGUUCAGGAGAGUGAUAUAAAUGUCAGCAAAUUCUGUCCCUUGCCUGUACAUUUGAAUGGUGAGGGAGUGAAUUAGCCAACAUACAUAAUCCAAGCAGGCAUUUCUAGUCUAUGCUUGAAUUUGUUUGUAGUGCACAGUGUGGGUUUGGCAGCUGGGUCAUGCAGUCAGAGCAUGCAGCUCAUCCCCUCAGCAUCAUGGCAUGUUGGAUAAUGUGAGCUCAUGAAGUACUUACAUAUGAAAUCUGUUUGGGCUACUUGCAGCGGUGAGGAUGUAGCAGUCCAGAUGUGGAAAAUCAAGGCAUUUCUUAGCAUACACCCUAAGUGAAUUAAAAUAGACCUUGAAAGAGGUGAUACAGAAAGAAACAAUGAUUUAUAAGCUGGGGUUUCAAGCUGGACUGGUUUUGAUCCCCAACUGCCAGUUAACUGUGAUGGAAGCAAAUUGUGUUUGUUUACUAAUGGUUGCUGUUGCCUUAAAGCUGUAGGAUAAAGGCACUGUGGGCUAAGGUACACCAGCAGCUGCAACAACCUUCAUGCAUGUGGGAUUUUGCACCUCACUGCUGGUACUCUUGACAGAGGUUUCUGUUGUCAUCCUGAUCAUUGCUGAACUGAGUCUCUGAUUGUUGUGAAUAUGCUUGGACCGAUCAGCUUCACGUAUAAUUAGCAGUCUUCCCAUACCUAAACUGGAAGUCUUGCAGAAAGUCAAGGCUCAUUUUUAUAGUCUUAAAAAAUGACAAAAGUACACUCUCAGGUCAUGCUAUCUAUCUUUGGACUAUGUGGAAGUUACUUUGAUGCUUCCAAGAAUUUUUGCUUUUUGGCUUGAGAAGUUAACUUGCUUAUGCCACGCUUCUAUCUCUGACUCUGUAAGCCCAAACAGUCCCGGUAACUAAGUAACAGCACAGCUGAAUGUUUUCAUAAAAACAAUGUUGCUGCUUAGAGAUGUGAUUUACUACUUAAGUGUGUCUGUACAUAUAUACAGAGGCAAAAAGUGAUGAUGACCUCAUCUUCAACAAGUCUCAGUUUUUUAGUCCCCAAGCCAAAGGCAAACUUGCUGUGAGCAGACACAACUCCAGUGAUUUCAGUUGCAGUAUCACCAUUAAUGUCAGUGCUCACUUAAUUGCUGACAGAAGCCUGUUUGUAGUGAUCAGUGCUUGAAAUGUAAACCCAAAAGAAAAAAUGGAUAAUUUUGCAUCUUUCCUGGUAUCUUCACAUUGAAAAAAGGAGAUACUAGUUAACAUGUUAACUAGUUAACAUGAUUUUGUAAGUAAAUCUGACUUUUUUUUAGAAUUCAAUUUUGAUAUUGUCUUGUUACUCUUAAAUGAAUUUACCAGUGCUCAGAACAUGUCUUUUGCAUAGAAUCAAUCAGCUGUAAGUGAUGACAUAUUGCAAUUAUUAAAAAUACAAAACAGACCUGCAUAUCUUCUAGCCUAUUAAAAAAAAAAGUAUCUUCCAGUUCCUCUAUUUGGCAAAAGUUUCUCAGAAUUUAUAAGUAAUGUUCCUCUGUUCUGUUCAAGCAAGAUUCCAGGUCACAAAUAGAUUAUUCUGAUAAAUUCUAGUAGUUUUUAGAUGCUGCAUAUAGGCCUCAUUUAAUCUGUAUUCAUGAUAUUUAAAAUUUCCAAAUCUUACACUUGAAUGCUUGUACCAAAAAAGUUAUUAAUCUUUACCAGAAGGAAAACUUUCUAUUUGUGUAAUAUUUAUUGAUGCUAAACCCACAUUAUAUCAGCACAACAGUCCAAAGUAAUGAUAAUACAUUUUUAUAAAUACAAAUAAAAAGUGGCAAAAUAAUGCUAGUGAAGCUAAACAAAAAAGUAAAUUAGCAUGUCACAGUUGAGGAAAAUUUGGCAAAAGAUAUGACAUACUCUAGAAUAAAAUCAGAUUAUUCCCACCUGACAGACUGACAUUAAUCUGGAUUAACCAUCCCCAUUACUAGUCAUAUCCUGCACCAGAAUAGUACUACCUUGUGUGCUAAAGUUUAUUAGUCACUAAAAAACAAAACAAACUUUGUGUACUUACAAAGCAAUACAUGUAUAGCAGUAAUGCAAUAUAUGGUGUACACAAUUACAAAAUAAAAAAAAAAAACAACAAACCCCUAAGUACAGGACUUCUGAAUAAAUGAACUGAGAUAAAAGAUUUCAACACUUUUAUUAUAAAUAAUGAAAGAUACCAUAUAUGUGCUUCAUAUAAGGAAUACAGUGUUUUCCUUUCCUAGCAAAGGAUCGUAGCUCGUACCAUCAAACACUCAUUUUCCUUGUCAGGCCUAGUAAUUUUUCCAUCCAUUCUCCUUCCCUCCCAUUCAACUGAAAUUCAUUUGCUUCUAAUUUAAAACUACCCAGUCAGGUGUGACUUAAUUGGGGCUCCACUUCCUGAUGGAUUUGCCUUGCAUUCUGUAAGUAGCCUUCAGGCUUUUCACCUAUGGUGCACGGACUCUACCCCUCAAAAGAGUUGACAUUUGCCUGCAGUCAAGAGAAGGAAAAAAUAAAAUCUACCAGAGACAUGUUACACUAAGAAGAAAAAACAAAAAGCAAAUUGGAUUUUUUUUGCCUAUCUUCAUUUUCUACUUCCUCAAAUUUGCAAACUAUCACCUGUGGUGUAUACUUGUCACUUAAAUCUGUAGUGUAGUUUUAGUUUCAAUCCAUUUUUCACUUACUAUACAUUUCUAAAAUCC
Zonotrichia albicollis (white-throated sparrow) is the source of this 10769-nucleotide messenger RNA. RefSeq names its product carbonyl reductase 4 (gene CBR4). The record is from RefSeq and is a predicted model, not a curated record. NCBI's taxonomy places the organism in Eukaryota, Metazoa, Chordata, Aves, Passeriformes, Passerellidae. Gene Ontology annotation, biological process: fatty acid biosynthetic process. Gene Ontology annotation, molecular function: oxidoreductase activity, acting on the CH-OH group of donors, NAD or NADP as acceptor; quinone binding.